ACAAAUAUUACAACCAAUAGGAGCCCUCCCAGUGUGUUGCUACGUGGGUGGAAUUAAAUUUACCGACGUCUAUUAUGGAAGAUGUCUGUGUUUAAAGGAGCAAUGAUAACUGCGUCAAGGUCAAAAUUACUAAGCCUUGUGAGAGCACCUGCUCUCUUAAACAACCUCGGCGUUAGGCAGGAGCUCUACCGGCUUCCUGAAAGCUCCCAACCGCUUUUCAUAGUGGGGCAACGGUUUUUCAGCAGCGCCUCCGUCCGGAAGGAGAUGUCUGGGGAGUCGAGUCCAUCAGACGAUAAGGUGCGCCUCACAGAGUCAUGCGUGAAGAGGCUAUCAGAAAUCAUGGAGAAGGGUGAGUACUUAAGAAUACAAGUGGAGGGAGGAGGCUGCUCUGGAUUCCAGUACAAGUUUUCUGUAGAUUGCAACAAGAAUGAAGAGGACAGAGUAUUCGAGCAGGCGGGAGUGGGCAUCAUUGUUGACCAGGAGAGUCUGGAGUUCGUGAAGGGAUCCACUGUGGACUUCAGUCAGGAGCUGAUCCGCUCCACCUUUCAGGUGCUCAAGAACCCUCAGGCGGAUCAUGGCUGCUCCUGUGGCAGCUCCUUUUCUGUGAAAUUAUAGAAGAUGCUUCACUGAGAUUUGACAUUAAUGGGUACAUCUGUCUAGUUAUUUACUGUUGCAUUGCUGCAAGGCCUCAUGUUUGUGAAAGGGGUAGUACCAGUUUAUAAUACUACUGACAGAAAAUAAACUUUAACUUGAGCAAAACAGAAAUCAGCAUCCUUUACAUGGGGACAUUGUAAGUACACAAUCACCACUUGCAACUUAAAUGAUUUCACGUUCAUUUGCUUCAAAUGGGUUGAUUAAAGAGACUCAGUUCCACCGUUAAUUGUUGUGGGUAAUGACAUUAAGGUUCAACAGUUACAAGGAAUAUGUAUCUGUUGAAUUCUCCUUCACAGCUCGUAGCGUUCCAUUACCACAUUAUGUUACUUGGAUCUCAUCAGGUUUUUAUUGCAAAGUGUUUCAGAAAAGCAACACAGGUCAGGAUUAGGUGCAGACAAAUGAACAGAAAGUUGUCUGUAAUGGAAGGUGGAUUAUGCAGUUGAAUUUUAUCAGCUUUAAUAGUUGAUACUAAGAUGCAAACACUAUGUUCACCUAAUAAUCUAGUGAGUAAAGGCAUUGGUUUUUAUCUGAAUUGGUUCUGUUCCACAAGUAAUGCAGAACCUGGGGAAUAAUUUGCCAGCUUUUGUUUGUGUGAUUGUGAGAAGCGAAGUGAAUGAAAAACAGAUGUUUUAGUUAUUCAGUUUAUUUAAAGAUCCAUACAAGCAGCUGAUGGUUUCCAGCAAAACAAAAGUUCUUUUCAGUGUUUAGAUUUUCCUUUAUGUAAAUAAGUCAUAACUGCCAUAUGAUUGUAAAGGUUUAAUUUAUAAUGUUUUGAUCUGGAAUAAAUGAAGUGACUUGUUAAA
Messenger RNA from Girardinichthys multiradiatus, 1457 nucleotides. RefSeq names its product iron-sulfur cluster assembly 2 (gene isca2). Gene Ontology annotation, molecular function: 4 iron, 4 sulfur cluster binding; 2 iron, 2 sulfur cluster binding; iron ion binding. The transcript is spliced from 4 exons. The record is from RefSeq and is a predicted model, not a curated record. Gene Ontology annotation, biological process: iron-sulfur cluster assembly. Gene Ontology annotation, cellular component: mitochondrion. The coding region runs from base 82 to 615 and encodes 177 amino acids. NCBI's taxonomy places the organism in Eukaryota, Metazoa, Chordata, Actinopteri, Cyprinodontiformes, Goodeidae.